Molecule: messenger RNA, 1785 nt
Organism: Aphidius gifuensis
Lineage: Eukaryota; Metazoa; Arthropoda; Insecta; Hymenoptera; Braconidae
Product: protein PFC0760c-like
Exons: 5
Coding region: 1033-1785 (250 amino acids)
Source: RefSeq, a predicted model, not a curated record
CAACACAUUGCCACCGCAUUCGUCACUGUUUAAUCGCUGAUUCAUCAAAACCAAUUUGAGUUCUUCGACCUCAUAAAAAUAGCCUCAAGAAAAUAUUAAGAUUAUAUUUUUAAAUAAAUUUAAAAUAUCCAAGAAAUUUAAAUUUUUAUCUUCAUGAUAGGAUUAGGUUAAUAUUAAAAAGAAAAAAAAAAUAUUGAUGUGUUUUGUUUUUGACAUAAACAGUCAGUUAUCUUUAAUCACUGUUGUCAAAAAUUUUUGCCAGCCAUCUUUGAUAUUUUUUUUAACCUCAAGAUAUAUAAACAAAAAAAAUAAAAAAUGCAAAGAGGGUGAGUACGGUGGCCAAGUUUGUUGAAGAAUAAAAAAUUUAUAAUAAAAAAAAAAUAAAAAGCCACGACGAGCACACACCGACCACAACAUAUAAAGUGAAAAAAAAAAGGGAAAAAUCAAGAGCAAACUCUUGAAGGAAGAUGAAAUAAUAAACGAGGAUAAAAAAUAAAUAUUUGUGGUGUAAAAAGAGAGACACAAGUGUACAUAUAUACAAGAGAGGAAAAGAUGAAAUAAAAAAAAAAAUAUCAUAUAUAUGGAAGCUGCAAAGAAAAGAAUAAGAAAGAAGAAAAGAUGAGGUAAAAGAGGUAAAAAAAAAAAGGUGUACCAAACGAACGCAUGUUGAAGUGCACGCGAGUACGUGAAAGUCACCGGCAAAGUUUCAGGGUCAUUUUGACCCACCUCGUCUUCUUCUUCUUGUUGUAUUUUUAUUUAUUUUUAUUUAUUCUUUCUUUUUUAAACAUAAAAAUAUGGGGGGAGACCCGUUGGUCUCUCCUGCUGCUUGGGUUUUGGUUCUGAUCAACUAGUGGAUUCGGUGAUUCAGCCUCAGACUGAAACGAUCACAACGUCGUGGUGUUUUUUUAUUUUUUUUUCUACAAAUAAUAUUUCAUAAUAUAACAAGAAACAAGCAAAAAGUGUUAAAAUUAAUAAUAAAAAUUGUGUUGUUUUUGAUUAAAAAAAAAAAAAAAAGUGAGUUAAAACACAAAUAUGAGUUCAAAAUAUUGGAAUACAUGGUCAAAAGAAGAGGAAAAAGUACGUUCAUCAAUAUUACCAAAAAUUCAUCAUGAUAAAAAAAAUUAUGAUGAUAAUGCUAAAAUAAUAUCUAAAAAAAAUGAUACUGUUAUUAAUAAUGAAAGUGAAAAUGAUGAUGAUUAUUUAAUAAGAAGAAGAAGAAAAAAAAAAUGUGAUUUAUAUACAACAACAUGGUUAGAAAAAACAAAAGGUGCUGGAGGUAUUAUAAUUGACAAUGUAGACAGUGACAACAACAAAUUCAGUGAUGUGAGACUGAUGAACGGAAAAUCAAACAACAGUUUUAUGAAACAGGUCAAGCGAUUCAAUGAAAAAUCAGGAUGCCAUGACGCUGAUAAUGACGACAACGAUGAUGAUGAUGAUGAUGAUGGUGAUACCAAUUCAAUAAAUAAUAAUAAAAUACAACAAAAUGAUUAUAAUAAUGAAUUUUUGCUAAGUUAUAAUAUUGGAAAUUGUGAAACAAGACAAGAUUAUCAUCUAGUCAAUAAAAAUUAUAAAAAAAAAAAUAAAAUUAAUGAUAUAGAUAUUGAAUUAAGUAGAAAAAAAUCAGUUAGUCCAGUUGGUUUUGAUGAUAAAAAAUUUGAUAGAGCAACAAGACGUGAUAUUAAAAAUCAGCAAUUUAAAUAUCAAGAUGUUCAAGAUGUUCAUGAUGAUACUGAUGAUGAUGAUGAUGGUGCAAAGUGUCUUCAAAAAAAUCAACAAUUGUUGUAG